AUCUGUGGUUGUUGAAAACAUAACCACAAAACGUUGUUUUGGUGAACAUAACCUAUGUAGAAAUAACAAAUUUUAAAUAUUGAGCAUGGAAGCAGAAUUAUUAAACCUUUCAGACGAAGAAUAUGUUGUUCAACGAGCAAAAAGGGCACUUAAAAUUGAUCCUGUUGCCGCAAAAGCCUGGAUGAUAACCGCAAAAACUUUGUAUCCUAAUAACUUUGCGGUUCAAUUCGAAGCCUACAAAAUUGAGAAAGAAGCAGGUCACCUGAAGGAAGCGGCAAAAUACUUUAGUGAUUUAUUGGGCAAGUUUCAAAGGGAGCCCGAAUUUUGGCAGGAAAUUGAAAAUGUUACGGCUGCGCUUCGGUAUGAACAUGAUGCAUCAGACACCGAUAAACACUUCUUAUGUGAAAUGUUUAAACACAUAUCGUUCGAUGUGCAGCACCAAUUACUUCUAUUCACCGCUGAGCAUUGUGAGGAUACUAUGGAGCACUGCAAACUAUUAUUGCUUUUAUUGCAGCGGUUUCCAAAUGCUAUUUCAACACAUGGACCAAGGCUUGUGGACACAUUGUUGAGUGCUGAGAAACACAGUCACGCCAGUAAUCAACCUGUGAAUCCAUAUCGGAAGCUACUCGUUUGUGAUGUUCUACCUCUUUUAUCAAAUGAAAACAUGAAAAUCGAGUUUUCUUCCAAAUUAUUGUUCAAAUUGUUGCACAAGUCGACUGAAUUUUAUUUGUGCUCUUUAGAAAUGUCGAAAAGUAGUGUACAGGAUCCAAACAUAAGUGUAGAUGAUCCUUGGAAGAAACUAUUUGCUGUGAUUGAAUUAACGGGAAGACAUCUCGGAUGGGAGUCAUACCUUAUCACUUUUAGUCCCAACUGGAGCAAAGAAAGUUAUUGGCAAAAAAUUCUCACAUUUUGCCAAACUCACAAGACAUCAACGCCCGAAGAUCAGAUGAACACCAAGCAACUGAUAUACUGUCUAACAAUAUUUUUCUUAAACUGCUUGUAUGACUACAACCUCAGUCUGUCACCAGAAGCACCUCCAGGUCAAGUACAAACUUCGUUUUUUCUUGUGGAAGCAUUUACAGAUCCAAAUCUACCAACACCCGUGACGGAACCGAAAUCGAAACGGCGUAAAGGCGAAAAUGAUUCGACACCACUCCUAACGGUAGACAAAUCCGAGAACAGAGGUAUCAUCGGUAACUUUUUAAUGGCCGUAAACUGCUGGGAUUUGUUUCAUUCCUCAGAUAACUUGCAACGAGAGUUUAGCAAACUAAACACUCACAUUAAACUGGAUGCGUGGUUAUUUAAUUUUCUAAUAGACUAUUCUAUAUACAAAGGACUUUACGAUGACGCACUGAUUCGACUUCAACAAAUUAAUGACUCUCAUUUGUCUGUAGCAAAAAACAUUCGACAUUCCAGUAUUUUGUACUUACGAAAAAGUUAUACGAGUUCGUUUGAGCCACUUUUGUUAGCAAUACAAGCCAUGCCGCUUGCUAACCGAGGCACUUUAAGUACACAAUUAAACACAGGCGGUACUAAUAGACAUUUGCAUUUUUUACCACUAACGCAAAUGGCAGUACUGCAAUAUUGUGUUAAGUUACUGUGUAGAUGUAUUAAGGAUAAUUUGAUGAAGCAAUCAAAUAGUUAUAAUGAACUGGCAAUUGGUAAUAUUUUGGUAUUGUUGCAAUUUGAUUGGCCGCAAGAAGAGGAUUUGUUGCCAUUAAUAAUAGAACAGAUUCGUCAAAGGGGCUCAUUUUCUUAUUUACUGUUCCAAGCAUAUAUAAUUAAUGUCGAUAUCUUGGAAGAAUUAACAUACCUGUGGACGGAGCAGGGAGGCCAAAUAUCUCUUGAUAUUUUACCACAUUUAGGCCAAAGGCGAAUUGGUACCAGAGGUGCCGAUAAAGGAGUCAAAGAAGAAAUUAAAUAUGCGAUAAAGAGGCAAAUUGCUAGGAGUAAUGAGCCUCUAGAUCUUUUGAUAAUGAAAUUUAUUAGUCAAGAACGAGGUCAUAUAUUGCAGUCGUUAAUGUAACUGCAAUUGUUUAUUUUUUUUAAAAUAAAUUAAAGAUUGAUGUAUAUUGUAAGAAUUUGAAAUAACAAGGUUUGUUAAAAUUUGCAAAAAUA
Messenger RNA from Photinus pyralis (common eastern firefly), 2118 nucleotides. RefSeq names its product integrator complex subunit 10 (gene IntS10). Gene Ontology annotation, biological process: snRNA processing. NCBI's taxonomy places the organism in Eukaryota, Metazoa, Arthropoda, Insecta, Coleoptera, Lampyridae. Gene Ontology annotation, cellular component: integrator complex. The coding region runs from base 86 to 2026 and encodes 646 amino acids. The record is from RefSeq and is a predicted model, not a curated record. The transcript has 13 exons.